Corythoichthys intestinalis (scribbled pipefish) is the source of this 2624-nucleotide messenger RNA. RefSeq names its product gastrula zinc finger protein XlCGF57.1-like. The record is from RefSeq and is a predicted model, not a curated record. Bases 215 to 1753 code for a protein of 512 amino acids. Lineage: Eukaryota; Metazoa; Chordata; Actinopteri; Syngnathiformes; Syngnathidae. The transcript is spliced from 3 exons.
CUUCCGGGUCACUUGACGCAACUCUGUGUACCCACCUGGGACUUGCUGUUCUUUCGUGUUCUCGUCUCAUAACCGAACGACCUCCUUCAAAACAUUUUCAUUGAAUGCGACAGUUACCACUGAUUGAAGGGAUGCCAACGCAAUCCCGAACAUCAAAGAGUAGAGACGUGGAAAACGAGGAGAGGAAAUCCAGGUCACGACGAACAACUGAAAAAUGAAGUGUCCCACAGAAGUCACCGUAGAAGAUCUUCACCCUGAGAAGCACGAUUCCCUCCGCGUUAAAAAGGAGGAGUCCGACAUGCCGUGGAUCAAACAGGAGGUGGAGCCAGAGACCCCUGACAUAAAAGAAGAAAAACAGGAAGUUGAAAUCCUCAAGUUUCCAAUGGGUGUCAGUGUAAAGAGCGAAGAAGACAAAAGUUCAAGCGAUGACAGUGGAGCAGCGAAACCUUGGAGCGACAGCUCAUUUCAACAACUGACAAUAAAAGGAGAGGAACGAUCGCAACCGGACAGCCUUUUAGCUCCGCUUUCGGACAGCGACGACAUAACGUCAUGUUCUUCUGACUCUAAUAGUGUUAAGGAGGAUGAUGACUUUGACCAAAAUGAUUCAAAAUCUUUAAACAAGUCAUCAUUGAAAAGAGACACAAAGGAAUGCGUAGUUGGGAAACCUUUUACCUGCUCAAUCUGUGAUAAAACAUUUUCUUGGAAAUGUUUUUUAAAAGAACACAUGCGUACACACACUGGGGAGAAGCCUUUUGUGUGCACAAGUUGUGGUAAAAGAUUCACCCAUAAUGGAAAUUUAAAAAGACAUACAAGAACACACACUGGAGAGAAGCCUUUUGCCUGCCCACUUUGUGGUAAAAGAUUCACUGACAAGACUGAUUUAGAAAGGCAUAAGCCUACACACACUGGAGAAAAGCCUUUUGCCUGCACAUCAUGUGGUAAAAGAUUCUUUGAUAAGAGAGGUUUAAACAGACACACAAGCAGACACACUGGAGAGAAGCCUUUCACCUGCACACUCUGUGGUAAAAGAUUCUCCGAUAAAGGAGAUUUACACAAACACAAAAUCACACACACAGGAGAGAAGCCUUAUGCCUGCACAUUUUGUGAUAAAAAAUUCUUCGUGAAGGCAAAUUUAAACAUUCAUACAAGAAACCACACUGGAGAGAAGCCUUUUGCCUGCACACUGUGCGAUAAAAGAUUCACAGAGAAGGGUGGUUUAAAAAAACACACAAGAACACACACUGAAGAGAAGCCUUAUGCCUGCACACUUUGCGAUAAAAGAUUCAUCGAAAAGGGACAUUUAAACAGACAUACCAGAAACCACACUGGAGAGAAGCCUUUUGCCUGCACACUUUGUGGUAAAAGAUUCACUCAGAUGAGUGAUUUUGAAAGGCAUAAGCGCACACACACUGGAGAAAAGCCUUUUGCCUGCUCACUUUGUAGUAAAAAAUACGCUGAAAAGAGUGAUUUUGAAAGGCAUAAGCUUACACACACUGGAGAAAAGCCUUUUGCCUGCACAUCUUGUGGAAAAAGAUUCUUCGAUAAGAGAGGUUUAAACAGACACACAAGCAGACACACUGGAGAGAAGCCUUUCGCCUGCACACUUUGUGAUAAAAAGUUCUUCAAGAAGGCAAAUUUGAACAUUCACACAAGAACACACACUGGAGAAAAGCCUUUUGCAUGCUCAUUUUGUGGUAAACGAUUUGCUCAGAAAGGAAAUUUAGUAGUGCACGCAAGAAGCCACACUAAGUAAAGACCUUUGAAUUCUCACGUGUGACAAAAUAUUCUGAUUGCUGCAUUUACAGUGGAAAAAGCAUUUCAAUUUAAUUAUUCAGUUUCCCAUGAGCCUCUUUUGAAAAGAUUGUUGAAAUGAUUUUUCAGGUGCUGUUCUUUUUUACCACUAUCCAAUACAAAUAUUUAUAUUUUAAAUUGUGUAAAUUGCAUUACAUGUCUUUCUGUUAAUUGUUCCAUAAAUUCCUAACAUCUUGCUUUUAAGGGUGUUGAGAAAAAUUUAUCCUUAAAUCACGAUAUUACGAUAUUGCAUCAAUCUUUACACUUGGGUUUUUAGUGGAAACUAUUCAGUGGCAGCACUUUUUACUCCUGUCCAGCAGUUGGCAGCUUGCAGCAGCAUUGCCUUGCAGUCUGCUGAAGUAAUAACAACAAGAUUAGACUAAUCCGAGUAGAAGUUUUGGUACGUCGCCCUCUAGUGGUUGGCCGUCAUUACUGAGGUGUUUACACACUUAUAGCAUCCCACCCGUCAGUCGAUGUAAAACAGUAACAUUAGCUGCUGUGUGCUGAGGGCGGCACACCUCAGCAAUGGUGGACGGGGUACUUCCGGUCAUUUUGCUUGGAUUCGUCCCUUUAUAAAUUUGAAAUUUGGGCUUAUUUUGGAUUUAACUGCAAAAACGGAGACGUAGAGUAUUUCGAGUCCUGCUUUAAGCAGUUUUGGACAAAAGUAAGGUAGAUAAAUUAAAAGUAAAUGACAGAAAAUAAAAAGAAAAAAUUAGUAUAACUUGUAGUAACAUUUACCUUUUAAGAUCUACAAGUCUUUCUAUCUGUGGAUCCCUUUAACAGAAAGAAUGUUAAUAAUGUUAACGCCAUCUUGUGGAUUUAUUGUUAUAAUA